This is a messenger RNA of Coturnix japonica (Japanese quail), 4374 nucleotides long. It is a transcript of the gene KIF4A, whose product is annotated as kinesin family member 4A. NCBI's taxonomy places the organism in Eukaryota, Metazoa, Chordata, Aves, Galliformes, Phasianidae. Gene Ontology annotation, molecular function: microtubule binding; microtubule motor activity; ATP binding. Gene Ontology annotation, cellular component: microtubule associated complex. Gene Ontology annotation, biological process: mitotic spindle organization; spindle elongation; microtubule-based movement. The record is from RefSeq and is a predicted model, not a curated record.
CAUCUGCACUGCAAGGGGAGGCGGCUCUGAGCGCGGUGCGGGGCUGCGGGCAGCUCCCGGCCUCUCCCUGCUUUCUAGGGCCACUCCGUGCCUUCUAGGGCCGCUCCUUGCCUGCUGCACCGAGAGCCUCGCAAGCUUCUUCUGCGUUUUUCGUCCCGCUCUGUGUUGGCCCGAAAUGGCGCAAGAAGAGGAGAAAGGGAUUCCGGUGAAGGUGGCGUUGCGCUGCCGCCCGCUGGUGCCGAAGGAGACGAGAGAGGGCUGCAAGAUGUGCCUGAGCUUCGUGCCCGGGGAGCCGCAGGUGAUCGUGGGGAGCGACAAGGCCUUCACUUUCGACUACGUGUUCGACCCGGCGGUUGAGCAGGAGGAGGUCUUCAACACCGCCGUCGCUCCGCUCUUACAAGGCAUCUUCAAAGGAUAUAAUGCUACUGUCCUGGCCUAUGGGCAGACAGGGUCUGGAAAAACAUACUCUAUGGGAGGUACUUAUACUGCCAGUCAGGAGCACGAUCCCAACAUGGGGGUUAUCCCUCGUGUAAUCACGCAGCUGUUUAUGGAGAAAGAGCAGAGGCAGGACUGGGAAUUCGUCCUCAAAGUCUCUUAUUUGGAGAUCUACAAUGAGGAAAUUCUUGAUCUCCUGUGCUCAUCGAGAGAACGGUCUCCUCAAAUCAAUAUACGAGAGGAUAAUCAAAGCAUAAAGAUAAUAGGGUUAACAGAAAAAAGGGUCACCUGUGCACAAGAUACCGUGUCCUGCUUAGAACAAGGGAACAAUUCCAGGACUGUGGCCGCCACAGCAAUGAACUCCCAGUCCUCACGUUCCCAUGCGAUCUUCACCAUUUCCAUUGACCAGAAAAAGAAAAAUGAUAAGAACAGCAGUUUUAGCUCCAAACUACACCUCGUUGAUCUGGCUGGAUCUGAGAGGCAAAAGAAGACCAAGGCUAAAGGAGACCGGCUGAAAGAAGGUAUCAACAUUAACAGAGGUCUCCUUUGCCUGGGGAAUGUUAUUAGUGCUCUUGGUGAAGAAAAUAGGAAGGGUGGUUAUGUCCCCUACAGAGACUCAAAGUUAACAAGAUUACUGCAAGAUUCUCUGGGUGGUAACAGCCACACUCUAAUGAUAGCCUGUGUAAGCCCAGCAGAUUCCAACUUAGAAGAAACUCUGAACACUCUACGCUAUGCUGACAGGGCAAGAAAAAUAAAAAACAAACCAAUUGUCAACGUUGAUCCCCAGGCGGCAGAGGUGCUUCAACUAAAGCAGCAGGUACAACAGCUGAAGGUGUUACUGCUGCAGACCCAUGGAGGGACUCUCCCAGAGUCUAUCAACGUGGCACCUUCGGAGAACUUGCAGUCUCUGUUGGAGAAGAACCAGUCUCUAACGGAAGAGGUUGAAAAGCUGAGCAGAGGGCUGAGUGAAGCUGUUGGUCAGACAGCACAGAUGCUGGAAAAGCUCAUUCUGAAAGAGCAAGAAAGUGAGAAGAUGAGUGUCAGACUAGAGCAACUUCAGCGGCAUGCUGCGCUCAAGCUUGACCUCCAGAAGAUGGUGGAGACUGUGGAAGAUGAGGAAGUGAAAGAAAACUUGGAGGUGCUCUGUAAUCUGCUGCAAUUGUUGACUCAAUUCCUGGCUGAAAGUGCUGCCACAGAGGAAGCUGCUGCAGAGAUGGCAAGCCCAGAACAGGGUGCUACUGGUGAAACAGAAGCAAACCAGGUUACCAAGAGAUCCUCUGGUGACUUUAGCACGCAGCAUGCCCUCCGUCAAGUACAGAUGUCUAAAGAACUGGUUGAACUGAAUAAAGCCCUGGCUAUGAAAGAAGCACUUGCAAAAAAAAUCUCGCAGGAUGAGAGUCAGUUGGAGCCCAUUCAGUCCCAGUUCCAGACAAACAUCAAGGACCUGGAAUCAGAAGUCAGCAAUUUGCAAAAAGAAAAGGAGGAGCUCAUCCAGAGCUUGGCAAAGAAGGAUGCCAACCAAGCCAAGCUGAGUGAACGGCGUCGGAAAAGACUUCAGGAGUUGGAAGGGCAAAUUAAUGAGCUAAAGAAAAAGCUGAAUGAACAAGCAAAGCUCCUGAAGUUGAAAGAAUCCUCAGAACACACAGUCUCCAAACUGAACCAGGAGAUCAGGGAAAUGAAAAACCAAAGGGUACAGCUGAUGCGCCAGAUGAAAGAGGAUGCUGAGAAAUUCAGACAGUGGAAACAAAAGAAGGACAAGGAAGUGACCCAACUGAUACAACGGGAUCGCAAAAGGCAAUAUGAGCUACUGAAGCUUGAGAGAGACUUUGAGAAGCAGGCCAGAGUUCUUCGGCGCAAAGCAGAAGAGGCUGCAGCUGCUAACAAACGCCUGAAGGAUGCUCUGCAGAAGCAACGGGAGGUUGCAGAGAAACGGAAGGAGGGUCAGAACCGGGGAACGGAAGGUGCUGAUGCCCGAAUGAAGAGCUGGCUGGCAAAUGAAAUAGAGGUAUUGGUUAGUACUGAAGAGGCUCGCGAGCACCUUGCAGGCCUGCUGGAGGACAGGAAGAUGUUGGCAGAGGAUCUCCUUCAGCUUAAAGAGAUGCAAGUCUCUGAGGAAAACCUACCCACAAAGAUCCGGAGGCGAACCUACAGCGUCAGAGAUUUGAGGGGAACAGGGAUGGACUUUUCUUUAUCAAUGCAGAUAGAAAGGCUAGAAACUGAGAUGGACCUCAGGAGUGCCCAAAUAGCAGACCUGCAGCAGAAGCUCUUAGAUGCAGACAAUGGUGAUCGUGUGAAACAAUGUUGCGACAAUAUUGGGACGGUUCCAGAAGCUAGACGUGCUGUGAAGUAUCUCCUUGGGGAGCUGGUUUCCUCCAAAGUCCAUGCAAGCAAACUGGAGAGCAGCAACCAGCUGUCUGAUGCCUGCAUUUCAGACAUGAAUAAGUUGCUGCUUGAAGAGCGAAGCCAUGGAAUAGAAGUUGAGGCUGAAUUAGAAAAACAAAUUCUGCUGCAGGAGCAACAGAAGCAGGAGAUUCUGUGUCUUCUCAGUCAAGUUCAGGAGAAAGAAGCAUCAGAGAAAAGACUGGAAGAUGAGCUCAAGUUUAAGGACGAAGAGUUGGAGAAAAUGAGGGAGAAGAACCAAGAACUUACCCAGAAAAUUGAUAUUCUUGAACAGCAAAAGACUCGUCGGCAAGCAGUGGCAAAACCACGUGAACCAACCCCAGAAAUGGAAGUGAAAGAGGGGUUUUCUGAGUCAGGAGAGUCUGGAGAGGAGGAGGAUGAAGAGUGGGCUCCAGUGAAAGCAGUCAGAAAAGCAAAGAAGAGUGUGACAGGGUGCUUCUGCAAGGGCCAAUGUGGGAACAGGCAGUGUGGCUGCAGGAAGCAGAAGGUGAGCUGCACCGCGGGCUGCAACUGUGACUCAACCAAUUGCAGAAACAGAGAGCCUGGCCCUCAGGGUGCCGCCAUGUGUGAGGACCAAACAAAAGACUCGGAAGGUUCCUUCAAACUGGAAGACCUCCCUGAUGUGACUGCAGGAGAGACCUUCUUUAAGCCCGUCUAUGUCCCUCCGAAUAUGACGGUCCUGAAUGAUAUCACAGACCAAGAUGUGUCCAUGAAGCUCAGCACUUCUACAGGGAAGCAGGAGAGGGAUGAGGAGUCCCAGAAGAACCAGUUUCCAUUCAAGAGAAAGAAGAGAAUGCUCAAUAGCAAUACCAGCUUCUUCGCAGGUUGUACCCCGAUCAAAGAGGAGUUUAAAUGAUGGGCCUCAACUGGAACAGAGGUUGUGCUUCACUUGUUUACACUAUGGCUGCUGGUGUCUUUGUUGUUUUUUAAUGAUAAAAGGAUUGGAAACUCCUGCUGCAGAAUUGGCCCAUGGACUGUCCUGCCUGACAGCUGCUGGCAUCAGCAAGGGAGUCAAACACUAAUUCCUACUAGGAUCAGAUACUGUCCAAUUCUAUGUAUGGUAUUUUGACACGUGGGGCUCAAAUGUUCUACUGGGACCAUGGUGAGAAACUUCGGUCUUCAGAAACUGCAGAGAGAGUGUAGGUGGUUUAUCCAGGUUGCUCAUUUACAACUGCCUUCCUUGUGCAGAGCUGUGAACAUGUUAGGUACAGAUUAAUCCAUCAUCUUGAAAGAAUUCUGUGUAUGCACUGGAAGUGUAGGCAUUGGCUUCUAAUACGAUUAGAGGAACCAUUCUGAGCUGCCACACGAAAUCAAAUGGUCAUUGAUGGCGAGGAGGCUCUAUCUGUAGUCUUAAAGCAGCGAGCAGAGGAGAAAUGCUCGUGUUCCUGGACCUGCUGAAGGCACUGGUGUGUUCUUGGUGGGUUAAAUUAGAAACUUGCUAGCUGUAUGUAAUGUUGUACUGGCUUUUAAUUUCUUAUUGUUGAUUUAAUAUUAAGAUUUUCUUGUUGUUGACUUAAUAAAGAUGAUACUGAAACUGCC